This is a messenger RNA of Rotaria socialis, 675 nucleotides long. NCBI's taxonomy places the organism in Eukaryota, Metazoa, Rotifera, Eurotatoria, Philodinida, Philodinidae. The record is from the annotation of a GenBank genome assembly.
AUGAAUCCAUCAAUGGAACCGCAGGCAUUUGGCGCAGGUCGAGCUGGAACUCCAUUUGAUCCAAUCGAUUUUAUAAAAAAACCACAGUCUAUUUUACGAAUUGUAUCUUGGGUCUUUGCUAUUAUUGUCUUUGCAUGUAUUGCACAAGAAGGUUACAUAAAUGCUGUGUGCCGUUAUAAUGGUUCAAGUGCAUGUGGAUAUGGUACUGCAAUUGGUGUUCUAGCAUUUCUCCUAUCGAUGGCUUUUACUGUCCUUGAUAUCUAUUUUCCGAAUAUAUCGAAUGUUUCACAACGUAAAGCAAUCAUUUUAACAGAACUAGUUACAUCUAUCAUAUUCACUUUGUUAUGGUUCAUUGGGUUUUGCUUCAUGGCUGAUCAAUGGCGAGUAGAGCCAGCAAAAGAUCAACCUGGAUGGAAUGGUCGCAACGAUGUUCAAGCAGCUAUUGCUUUUGCUUUUUUUUCGAUUUUAUCCUGGGGGGCCAUGUCUUUUUUCACAUUUCGUCGUUAUCGUGCAGGUCUUUCAAACUUAUUCAGUUCAAGUUAUGAAGAUCAUUCAGGAAGUACUGGACAAACAUACGGUGGAUAUCCACCAGCUGGUGGUGCUGGUAGUUUUUCUCAACCACCAUUUACGGCAACCCAACAAGCCCAAUCGAAUUAUCAGCCACCAACAUAUUGA